Penicillium maclennaniae is the source of this 1005-nucleotide messenger RNA. Its product is annotated as SDR family oxidoreductase. The record is from RefSeq and is a predicted model, not a curated record. The transcript is spliced from 5 exons. Gene Ontology annotation, molecular function: oxidoreductase activity, acting on the CH-OH group of donors, NAD or NADP as acceptor. Lineage: Eukaryota; Fungi; Ascomycota; Eurotiomycetes; Eurotiales; Aspergillaceae. Bases 1 to 1005 code for a protein of 334 amino acids.
AUGGUGAAAGUUCUCUUGACCGGUGGCAGCGGCUUCAUCGCCGCCCACAUCGUUGAUAUCCUUCUGCAGCAUGGCUUUGAAACUGUGGUGACGGUCAGGUCCGAAGACAAGGGCAAAAAGAUCCUCGAGGCCCAUCCCGACACCACUAAGGAUAAGCUCUCUUAUGUGAUUGUUAAGGACGUAGCCCAAGCUGGGGCUUUUGACGAGGCCGUAAAGUCCAACCCGCCGUUUGAUUAUGUCCUUCACACAGCGUCGCCCUUCCACUUUAACGUUCAAGACCCUGUAAAGGACUUCCUGGAUCCCGCGAUCAAGGGAACCACAGGGAUUCUCCACGCCGUGAAAGCUUACGCGCCCGAAGUCAAGCGCGUUGUCAUUACUUCAUCCUUUGCUGCUAUCGUGAAUAGCAAGCAGCAUCCUAGGGUCUAUAGUGAAGAAAACUGGAACCCAGUAACAUGGGAAGAAGCUAUGGACCCCGCUAACGUCUACCGGGCUAGUAAGACUUUUGCCGAGAAGGCCGCUUGGGACUUUAUUAAGAAAGAGAAGCCCCAAUUUGAUAUCGCCACUAUCAACCCUCCUUUGGUGUUUGGUCCAAUUGUCCACUAUUUGAACUCCCUUGAAGCCAUCAAUACCUCGAAUCAGCGCAUGCGAAACAUCAUCCAGGGCCAGAUGAAGGAGAAGAUUGCCCCGACCGGCAUUUUCCUCUGGGUCGACGUCCGGGAUGUGGCACUCGCGCACGUGAGAGCUAUUGAGGUUCCUGAGGCAGGCGGUCAGAGAUUCUUCAUCACAGCAGGCUACUUCUCCAACAAGGAGAUCGUUGAUAUUGUGCGUGACACCCACCCCGAAUUGGAGCCGAAACUUCCUCCCAAGGAUGCUCCCGGUGACUUCCCGGAAGAAAUCUAUGAGUUCGACAACAGCAAGUCAUUGCAAAUCCUUGGACUCAAGUAUCACUCAUUCAAGGACACCGUUUCCGAUACAAUUGAUUCGUUGCUGGCCGUUGGUGCUUAG